CCCACCAACACCACAGGCCCCUUGUCUUCCUCCCUCUCGGACACACCGACGACGACGACAAAGACAGCACCACCAUGCCUGGCACACCCCCAGCUGGCUCCGUGGCCAAUCCAAACGACACCGACCAGGUCGACUUUCCCAAGACACGCUCAAAGACACCAUCGCCCACUCGGAGCGAUUCACCAGAGCCAUCGACAUCAAGAAAGCGGGAGCGAGAGGUCUCGCUCGAGCCGCUCACCCCCAAGCCAGAUAGCAGCGCUCACGCGCCGGACACGAAGGAAAGGGACAAUCGGCGCUCGUCCAAGAAGGGCCGCGUGAUGCUCGACAGCACCGCCGAGGAAGAUGAAAACCACGCCGCCGCCCGGCCGCCGCCGCGCUCACGGUCGCGCUCCAACACCCCUCCCAAUGCCACCACCGGGUCCGGCUCGGAGAACCACGCUGACGAAGACGCAAGCGAAGACACGACCAUGGAGCGGGGGACCGCGACGCCGCCGCCGGGCACGUCGCCGCGGUACGAGGCGCGCGUGCGCCAGAUCAGCCAAGGUGUGGAGGACAUCAGCUGGCGCCCGCUGCACACGCCCGGAGAUGCUGAUCGCGCACCCGAAGAGGGACCGCAGCAGUCAAAAGAACAGCAAGCGCAAGCGCAGGCUAUUGAAGUCGAUGACGACGUCACCGCCUCGGCCGACGUAUCCGCGACGGGAGAUAAGUUAGUGGCCGAUGAUGCGGCUGCGACGACGGCCACGUCGAUUACGACAGAGGCGAUUGAGACGCCGCUGGGAGAGGCGGCUGUUAUCGCAGAUGGCGCGAAGACGGUGCCGGAGCCGACGCUCGAGGUUGUUGGUGCCACUGCAGGCGAUACGGACGAUGUCGUUAUCGAGAAGGCGCCCAGCGGGGCAUCGACGAGGCGGCCGUCGGACUCGGACGGAGGCGAGCAAGAAAAGGGGCUCAAACGCAAGCUCGGGGAUCGUGGGGUCAGCCGAGGCCCCCCUGAGAACGGGAGUGCUCCGUCGCCGUCGGUGGUUGAGCCUACCAAACGCGCACGCGAUGAUGCGGACAAGGACGAUAAUCCGAGGGAGGCGAAGAGGCUGACGCCGCCGCCGGAUAAGAGCAAGGAGAAGCAAGAGGAGCCGAUGGAUUCGACGCCCAAGUUUGGCGGAUUCAUGGCAUACGCAUCGACGAGCUCCCCAUUCGCCUCCGUCAAGGGUCAAAACAUUUUCAGGCCGAGCCCGUCGCCCACACCCUUAUCGCCAACGCCUAGGACAUCCUUCGCCUCCUCCCCGUUCCCCUCGUUCUCGAGCAUAUCGACGCUCGGCGAGCCAUCCACACCCAAGUCAUCCUUUGCAGGUGGCUCAUCGACUACCACGACCACCACCUCGACAGCAACGAAGCGCACGGGCUUCGAAGCCUUCGCAUCCAGCGGCGGGGGGUCGCCCUUUGCGAGCGCCGCGCGCGCCAAGAGCCCGCCCGUGUUCGGGAGCAGCUACUCGUCGUCGUCGGGCAAGGCGACACCGUCUGCGCUCGCGCGGAGCAAGUCCCCGUCGCGCCGCGGCUCGGCGAAUGCGUUCGCGACGUAUGCGUCUGGGGGCGCGCAGGCGUUUGCGCCCGCGCCGAAGCGCCCGCGCGCGGGGUCGCCGGCGGGCGGGUCGCCGCCGCCUGGGCUGGGGAAGAGGGGGAAGGAGGGGGUGGCGCUUGUGCUUGCGGGGGCGUCUGUGGGUGCGGAUAAUGGGAGCGGGAGCGGGGAGGAUGAACGUGGGAAUGGCAAUGGCAAUGGCAAUGAUAAUGGGAGUGGGGAGGAGGGUGGUGUGCGUCAGGAGAGCGAGAAACAGCAUGGUGAAGGGAGUGGCAGUGGCAGUGGCAGUGAUAAUGAUGACGAGCGGGUGGGUGUGAGCGCGGGCGAUGAAAGUGCUGCGGUGGCGGCAGGGACGACGUUUGGCGAGCGUUUGCGCGCUGAAAGGGACCGCGAGGGCGAUGCGAGCGAGGAGGAGCGGGAGAGGGAGAGGGAGAGGCUGCAGGAGCAGGAGGUCCUGACGGGCGAGGAGGACGAGGAAACGAUCCACCAGGUGCGCGGGAAGCUGUACGCGCUCGCGGCUGAGAACAACUCGUGGAAGGAGCGCGGGACUGGUCUGCUCAAGCUCAAUGUCCGGCGCGUGGACGGUUCGGCUGCGCGGUUAGUGAUGCGGAAAGAAGCGGUGUAUGCUGUACUACUGAACGUGACGCUCUUCCCGGGCAUGAAGUGCUUUGUCGCGCAGGAUCCGCGUUAUAUCCGGUUCAGCGCGAUCGAGGAUGGGGUCACGACACAUUAUAAUCUCAGGGUGUCGAACGCCAAAAUCGCAGAGGAGCUGCUCGAGGAGAUCAACUCUUAUAUUCCUCCCGCCUGAGCUCUGGCUCUAGCUCUGGCUUUGGCUCUAGCCUCGAGCUUGAGCCUAAUGGCGUCCAACGAUGAUGCUUUUUGAUCUAUCUACCCGAGUAAUGCUAGCGCUGACGUCGAUGCCGGCGCCUAACAAGUCUACAUACAGACGCGGUGCAUAUGUAGACGCUGACGUGUAUUGCGCACGUUCGUAUAUAUAUACGACGCUUUUACUGAUGAUGUUUUGUCUUGUCCAUUUCUCUUUCUUCUUUUCUUUCUUCUUUCUUUCUUGCGUUCUCGCGCUCGUACUCUGCUCGCUUGCUUGUUUGCUGGUCACUAGCUCAUGUCCUGUGUCUGGCUAAAACCGUUUAUUUACUAGCUGACGGCGCGAUUCUUUCGCUGCUGUGGUGUUUUCUGUCUUUGCUUGCGAGAGAGAGCGCUUUAGAGGGUUUGAGGUUUUUUU
Coniophora puteana RWD-64-598 SS2 is the source of this 2810-nucleotide messenger RNA. RefSeq lists its product as uncharacterized. Bases 75 to 2378 code for a protein of 767 amino acids. Gene Ontology annotation, biological process: intracellular transport. Gene Ontology annotation, cellular component: nuclear pore; cytoplasm. NCBI's taxonomy places the organism in Eukaryota, Fungi, Basidiomycota, Agaricomycetes, Boletales, Coniophoraceae. The record is from RefSeq and is a predicted model, not a curated record. Gene Ontology annotation, molecular function: GTPase activator activity. The transcript has 7 exons.